CGCAGAAGCUGCUACUCUCCUGCGACACUUCGCCUGCUCUCCUGCCUUGCUGCAAAUUCCUCGCCCGCCCGCUCGCCACCACCCCCCUCGGCCGCGUGCAGUCUCGCUCUCCCUCCUUCUCGCCGCCCUCCAAAGGUGCAGGAGCCGCCUCGCUCGGGUGACAUGCGCCGCGCCCCUCCCUUCACCCUCUGAGACUCGCGCUGAACCUUCGCUAUGUCGACCUCGUCGCACAACCGCUCGCGGAGCAACAACCGCUGGCGGAUGAGCUCCCUCGUCCAGGAGGACCGCAUGAGUCGCCGCAGCUCCUCGUACCCCCGCAAACGCGUCGUGAGCCCCCAGGACGCCUACACGUACGCCCUUCGCGUCGCCUACCUCGCCUACCUCCUCCAGCCCCGCGCCAAGCGUAUGGAGCAUGUGCCCGCUGCUGCUCCCAAGCCCAUCUACCGCUCUGCCACCUCCGUCACCGACCUGGUCAAGGAUUUCUCCCUGAUACGCGACAGCAAGAGCACAAAGUUCCCCCAUGGCUUCAUCAAGGCUCUGGACAAACGCCUUACCGGCGUCCUGCAGGGCACCGAGCGAAUGCCUGAAUACCGGGACCCCGUCAUCAAGUCGACCUUUGCCGUCUUCUUGAACGAGAUGAAGGACCCCAAGUUCAGGAAAAGCAUGGAGAGCGAUCGUCGUGUUGAGGAUCUGCUGCUCAUCUUCUUCUCCAACUCCACAAAGGUCUUGCAGAGGGGCAAGGCUCCGGAGGACGAUAGCUGGAGGCUGAUGGUUGAUCGCCACGUUGCUCUGUUCAUCCGCAUCAUCAGCUCCACCCUGAAGGAUCACGAUUGGCAAAAGGACCGCCCGGAGCUUGCAUCGAGGCUGCAGACAAUGGAGAGGAAACUGUUGAUGCACGAUCAAGAUCUUUCCGCGCCGUCGCAACGAAACAGUCAAGGAGGAGGCACAACUGUCGAAGUUGAGGUGCCCCGGAGCUAUGAAGUGAAGGACAUGCCGCUCGUGCUCAUAGUCUCGCGCAUCUUCAAUGUACCCUAUGCUCAAGUGCAACAAGAUGUCAACAGUAAGAGGGACAUUUGGACCGAGAAAGCGGCAUUGCAAGAUCUCAAGACUUAUCAGACGAAUCUGAGCCUCAACACACGGCAGACAUUGAGUCACGAGGACUUUGACACGGAGGAAGCAUAUGAAGCUUGGAAGAAGACGGAAAUUCCUGAUUUGUCACAGAUGAUGCUGGCCAUUGUGCAAUCGAGCCCAGACCUUGCCAAAAGCUCUGGUGGAGGUCUCCCGCAAUUCAAGCCCGGUGGUGCCCCAACUAGCCCUGAUUCCGGCUAUUCGGAGCUCUCUAGAAAGAUGUCUGAGGCAUCAGACGGUGUUUCAUCCUAUGUCAUUGAUCAGCCCGUUGACAUGAGCUCCCUCAAUCUCGACGAUGGUGGGGAGACUAACGAGGAUGGUAGCACUCCCUAUGUCUUCAUCCCUCCAGACCCGAGAUCAUUCUAUCGCGCUGUGGUUAAGCAGGCCCUCACAUACGACUUGGAAGAUCAACAGCUGCAGCCCUCAAGCCCUACGGGUGAUAUGCAAUCCAUAAAACUUUUCUCCAGAGAAUCGACCGAGCUGCUUACUGAGAUUGGUCUGCGCUGGCGCGUGCCUCAAUUCUCGAGAUUGGUUCUGUUCCUGGAUGUCAUCAGGGAAAAAUACCAACACCAGGAAAUCACCUUGGAGACGCUCGAUGAGGCUUUCACGUUCAUCAAGUCCCCACCUGUCGAGCAUAAUCACAGGCGUAGCAGAUCAAGCGUAAUGCUGCAAACGACCAUGUUUGAUCAUAAUAAGUGGACCAUUGCGGACUACGUUCUCAAGCAGCAAACCCUCUCACUUUUGCACGACGGCUUGCUGCGCGAACUCUAUGAGCUCAUGCUGUUCUGCUACGACAGCAAGCCCCCUACCAUCGGACCGACUAUGUUCGUCCUUACCAACCAUAUCUAUGACGAUCCUUUGUUCUCAAAGACAGUUGAUGAUCUCGACGUUUACACCGAACAGCUGGAAGAGGGCCUGAAGAAACGAGCUGGGGAGGUAUACAGUGAGAUUCUGGCGAAAGAAAUUCCCGACCAAAAGGAAGAGUGGGAAUUCUUCCAUGUGAUACAGCUCGGAAAAGCAGUGAUCAAACUUUGCGAAAAAAUCCAGAAGAGAUACCGCAAGAACCCAGAAAUCAUGGGUGUCAAUCCCCUGAACACGCUUGUCCAAGAGAUGCUUCCAGCAUAUGCGGCGGAUGCAAGAGAUCUGGUCACCCACAUCAUGGACGUCGCUCAUCAAACUGGCGAUGAGAUUCCCAUCCAGGAUGGGUUCGACCUGUACAGCGAGUUGGUUGAAAUCCGUCGCAUCCACGCAGACGCGCUACCUGAUCAACCAUUUGGUUUCCAUCUCGAGGAGCUCCUGCAGGAGUUCGUAUGGCGCUGGAUUGAGAUGACUGAUGCCAAUCUAGUCAACUGGGUCGAGAACGCCGUGAAGCAAGACAACUUCGCCGUCCGUGUCGAUGGCCCCGACCAGAUUGCUACGGAUGAUGAGCGUCACAGUGUCUCUGUCAUUGACAUGUUCCGCUCCUUCAACCAGAGCAUUGAACAGAUUGUGAACCUGAACUGGGACGAUGACGUUCAGUAUGCUAAAUUCAUGACAGCCACUUCCAAGUCGAUCUGUGCGGCACUUUCCCGAUACUGCGAGCUUGUCGAAGGCACGUUCAGCAAGGAGAUGGAAAGACUAACGCCCGAGCAAGAAGCGGCUCAGAGCCAGACCAGGCAGGAGAAAUGGAUGCAGAUGGCCAAGAAUGCUUGGAACCAGCAAGAUAAGAUCGAACCGUACCAGUUCUUGCCUGAAUCGCUCGUGAAACUCAACAACAUUGAAUACGCCACGCAACAGCUCGACAAGCUCGAGCACGAGGUCAACGUCGACGCUUGCGCUGAAGUUAUCCAGAAGAAUACUCCCACCCCAGCCCAGCGACAGCCGAAGAUCAACAAGUAUGUUUUCACGAUCAAGAUCAUCGAAGCCGAGGACCUCAAGGCUUGCGAUAUGAACGGUCUCAGUGACCCCUAUGUUGUGCUGGGUGAUGAGUACCAAAAGCGCCUUGCCAAAACUCGUGUGGUCUACGGUAGUCUCAGUCCCCGUUGGGAUGAAACUGUUGACAUCACCACUCAGGGGCCACUUAACAUCAUUGCUACUAUUUGGGACUGGGAUACCCUAGGUGACCAUGAUUGUGUUGGAAGAACCUCGCUGAAGUUAGAUCCCUCCCACUUCCGUGACUUCUUGCCCCGUGAGUAUUGGCUCGACCUUGAUACUCAAGGCCGACUUCUUCUCCGAGUGAGUAUGGAAGGCGAGAGAGAUGAUAUUCAGUUCUACUUCGGCAAGUCUUUCAGGACUCUGAAGAGGGCAGAGCGUGAUAUGACCCGCAGGGUCACUGACAAGCUCUCGGCCUACAUUCACUAUUGUCUUUCCUACCGUGCCCUAAAAGCGCUUCUCAAUCGCGGUGUUACAGUUUCUGCAGUCACUUCGUACUUUUCGCGAGGCCGGUCCAACACGAUGGCAAUGCCACCCACUACAGCGGAAGUUAUGAAUGCGUUGAAGCCUCUGUUCGCGUAUUUCAAUGACAACUUUGCUCUCAUGAAGGAGACACUUACCGAUAGCGCCAUGGUCAUGGUCAUGUCUCGACUGUGGAAGGAAGUCCUUGCCACGAUUGAGAGUUUGCUGGUGCCUCCGCUCAGUGACAAGCUCUCCACUCAAAAGCAGCUCACUCAGCAGGAGAUGGACGUUGUUUUCAAGUGGUUACAAAUGCUUUUCGACUUUUUCCACGCCGUCGAUGAGGAAACGGGUACCGCUUCUGGUGUCCCGCUUGAGAUCCUCAAGUCUCCCAAAUACCACGACCUGCAGAACCUCAACUUCUUCUACUUUGAGCCUACCGAAAACCUCAUCCGUACCUCCGAGUCGAUGGCUGCUGCCAGCCUUCACCGUCAACAGGAACAGGCUGCACGUGCCAACAGGCUUUCAGCACCGCCCAGUCUCAGUGCUCCCUCAGGUCCCACCUUUGGUGGCGGCAUGAUGGGAAUGCCAACGCGCAGGACUAAGACGAUCAUGUUGAGUCGCAACUUGGGUACGAUGAAGAGGGCCAAGGAAGAGAAGAGGAAGGAAGCUCAGGCAGAACCGAGUGACGACAUUAUCCUGCGUAUUCUCCGCAUGCGGCCCGAGGCAGAGAGAUACCUGAGAGACAGAAGCAGGCAGAAAGAGAGGCUCGCCGCCGCCGCCGCCGCGGAAAUGAUCGUCAAGCAGAGCCUUGUGGCAAGUGCGGCCGGCAUGGGACCGCGCCAGCGUUAAUCGAACCCUUAUGCAUGACGUGGACGCAGAGUUCUGGACAUGAACAGCGCGUUGACCACUACAGGGUUUUCCAAACAGUCGGUUUUCUCUCACGGUGCGGCGAACGGACAAUUUCUCAUCGACGGACUCGGACGUUUCACUCAGAUCACCACGUCGAAUCCAAGCAAAUGAUGCACCGAAAUAUACCCAGUUAUAACGCGCACGGUAGUUUGAAGUUCUUGUUUUUCUUUUCCUUUUCCGAUCAGGCUUUUUGCGGCUUUUUUUCUCACCCACUGUUCUCUCCGGCUGGCUUGGAGACGGCAGCACGACGCUGAACCUUUCCUGGGAGCCCGGUGGUGCUCGCCAUCUUUCGGUCUUGAUCGAUACACAAGGGGAAGAGAAGGGGUGAUUGGACGGCUUUUUUCUACACGGCAGAGAUCGACAA
Aplosporella prunicola CBS 121167 is the source of this 4774-nucleotide messenger RNA. RefSeq lists its product as uncharacterized. The record is from RefSeq and is a predicted model, not a curated record. The coding region runs from base 214 to 4350 and encodes 1378 amino acids. The transcript is spliced from 5 exons. NCBI's taxonomy places the organism in Eukaryota, Fungi, Ascomycota, Dothideomycetes, Botryosphaeriales, Aplosporellaceae.